GCUGCCAACACAACCACCACGCUCACUCCCGUCCUGCGGCCUGAGUGCAACAAGACGGACCCGGCCAACCUCGUCCCGUCUAACGACAUCACCCUCAACUACGGCGCCGCCGACGACAAGAGCCUCGUCAGCGUCGUCCUGGCCAUGAAGUACCCCUCCGUCGUCCUCGAGGAGGUCGCGGCCAUCGCGAGCGUCGAGUGCGCCGAGGACGCGAGCAUCACCGUCACGUUCAACGCGACGGCUGCCUUUGAGCAGACUUCCCAGCAGUGGCAGGCGCUCGACGACUUUGUAAUGGUUACGAAUCACCUGGGUAACUGUGAUGCUGAGAAUGAGCGCGGCUUCUUCUUGGUUGAUACCGUUACUUGGGACGCCGAGUCUCUUCAGGUUGUUGCCAAUGCCCACAAGAGCGACGUUGCCAACACGGCUACCUCGACGGAGAUUUCCUUCUCCAAUGUCCCCGUCCAGAACCCUGCCUCUUCUAGGCGUGACAUCAAAUGGGACGACGGCGGCGUGGAAAUCACAAACACGCUCGCCCUCCCCGCUAACACGAACCUCUUCACCUACGACCCGUAUCUCUCCGUCACAGCCGACGAGGCCUCUCUGACGUCCAACAUGACCUUUUCCGGCACGCUGAAGUACAGUAUCAUUCCCCUCAAGGUCGAGCAGCUCGCCCUCGACAUCGACACCACCUUCGAUGCGGUCCUAGGACUCACUGUCGACGUAAAGGCGCCGUACUCUGGGAACUUCACCUAUGAUCCCGAAGACCUGGGCUACAACUUCGUCGACAUCCCCGGCAUCAUCAAACUCGGCCCCGCAAUCGGCUUCGCCAUCGGCAUUGAACUCGAAGCUGACGCCAAAGCCUCAAUCACCACAGACCUAGGCCUCUCCUUCCCCUCGGCAAACCUUCACCUCGACCUCGUCGACGCCGCCGCCUCCUUCGCCACGGGCUGGGACCCCGUCUGGACCGCCCGCGCCAACAUUUCUGAAAAGGCUGCCGUCGGCGUGAACCCCUACGUCGACCUGGGCGUCGAGCUCGUGUUUGAGAUCCUCGGCGGCGCCAUCGAUCUUAGUUCGGGGGUGACCUCGCGCUCCAAGCUCGUGAAUGACUUUGUGCUGUCUGCGAGCCAGGAGGUGAAUGGGACUGGUAUCAGUGUGGGCCAGAAUGACAACACGGGGUGCGAGGAGGGUCUUGCGGUGAAGAGUGAUUUCUUCUUCAGUGUUGUUGGGUUUGCGACGCAGUGGUGGUCGCAGGAGCUUUAUAGUGUUGAGGUGCCUGUUGCUGAUGAGUGCUAUACUUGG
Molecule: messenger RNA, 1299 nt
Organism: Colletotrichum godetiae
Lineage: Eukaryota; Fungi; Ascomycota; Sordariomycetes; Glomerellales; Glomerellaceae
Exons: 3
Source: RefSeq, a predicted model, not a curated record